AUGCCUAAAUCUAAAAGAGAUCAGAAAAUUUCUCUUACGCAAACAAAAAAGAAAGGAUUAAGUUUUAAACAAAAUUUAGUGGCGGAAAUACGAGAAAAUUUAACCAAAUAUGAUAGCCUUUAUUUAUUUUACGUUAAAAAUAUGAGAAAUAUUGCAUUGAAAGAGGUAAGAGCAGAAUGGAAGCACAGUAGGUUCUUCUUCGGAAAGAGUAAAUUAAUGGCUUUGGCUUUGGGUAAAACUACUGAGAGCGAACAAGGUGAUAACGUACACAAAUUAGCUAAAGAAAUUAAAGGACAAUGUGGUCUACUGUUCACAAAUGAGAAAAAAAGCGAUGUCGUAAAGUGGUUCGAUAAUUAUUACAAGCCAGAAUAUGCUAGAUCUGGAUUUCAAGUUAAAAAAACAGUUACGCUUCCUGAGGGACCCCUUUUAGAUUUUAUCGGUUCAAUGGAACCAAAUUUAAGAAAACUCGGAUUACCAACAGUUAUUAAAAAUGGUAAAGUUCAUUUAAGACAUGAGUACACAGUUUGCAAUUCAGGAGAUAUUUUAACUCCUGCACAAGCUCAAAUUCUUAAAUUAAUAGGAGAAUGUUUAGCUCAAUUUAAAAUUACAUUAAAAUGUGUGUGGAUGAAAGAUGGUAGUUUUGAAGUUUUAAAUGAUAACAUUGAAGGCAUUGAAGAUGAGCAAGUAGAAAAUAUGGAAUAUUAA
Molecule: messenger RNA, 705 nt
Organism: Pediculus humanus corporis (human body louse)
Lineage: Eukaryota; Metazoa; Arthropoda; Insecta; Psocodea; Pediculidae
Product: ribosomal P0 protein, putative
Exons: 3
Coding region: 1-705 (234 amino acids)
Biological process (GO): rRNA processing; ribosomal large subunit assembly; ribosomal large subunit biogenesis
Cellular component (GO): preribosome, large subunit precursor; nucleolus
Molecular function (GO): RNA binding
Source: RefSeq, a predicted model, not a curated record